AUCUACUUCCGGUUGCACUUUCAUGAAGAUACGGAGUGAAAAUGGAGCGUGACCGUUGGUCCCCUAUUGCUACAACGUAUGAUCCCCUGAGGGCAGGCAGCAUUGAUACCACAGACAGAGACCCUCAUGAUCGAGGGAUUGUCAAGGCCAUGAAUGCCAAGUAUCGUCCAAACAAAGAUGUUGUAGGCAGUCCAGAAAAAACUGUAUUCAUUGCUAGACUUAACCCAAAGACUACUGAGGAUACCGUUGAGUCAAAGUUUUCAAAGUAUGGUGACAUUGAAAGACUAAGAUUAGUGAGAGACUUGGUAACUGGAUGUUCACGGUGUUAUGCAUUUGUGGAGUAUCAGAAUGAAAAGUCAGCCUACAGGGCCACUAAAGAGGCUGAUAAAAUUGAACUUGAUGGUUGUGAAAUUUUUGUGGACUUUGAAUGUGAGAGAAAAUUAAAAGGAUGGAUACCAAGACGGCUAGGUGGUGGACUGGGCGGUAAAAAAGAGUCUGGUCAGCUGAGGUUUGGUGGCAAGGAUAGACCUUUCAGAAAACCAUUAGAUUUGGAAAAUAGAUUCAGAUCUGACCAUUCUCUAAGAGAUAGAACAAGAUUUCAGGAUGAUAGUCGCUCAAGAUCUGAAUAUGGACAGGAUGGAAGACGACAAGGUAGAUUUGAGAAAGUAUUUUCGGACAGGUCCUCAACUGGAAAAUACCAGGAGGCAAGGGAAAGACAACGGCAUAGUGGCAAAGACUAUAGUGACUCCUCUCAGUCUGGCAGGUCAAGGGAGGAUAGAGAUAGUUAUAGAGACUAUAGUGAGGGUAGAGAUAGAUCUGUAGUCGGUAGGUCCAGGGGAGAUAGAGAUAGGUACAGAUGCAGUGAUGGAGACUACAGUGUGACUAGGGACAGGUCUCCAGCCAGUGUAUCUUCUAGGGACAGACGCAGAGAAAGUGACCAUGGAGACAACCACCGAUCACAUCACAGGAGGAGCAGGUCAGGAAGUAGAGACAGAUGAUAGAUAAUUACAUAAAGAAAUAAAAAUAACAUUUUUAAUAUGAAAGGAAAGUUUACAGCAAUACAUGUAUCGGCAAAAUCCAAUAUGCUCUCAAAAUGACAUCUGAUUGCAGAUUGAACAAGUAAACAUACAAUCUGUUUUUCUUAUGUUGAAGUC
Mizuhopecten yessoensis (Yesso scallop) is the source of this 1154-nucleotide messenger RNA. Its product is annotated as U11/U12 small nuclear ribonucleoprotein 35 kDa protein-like. The transcript is spliced from 2 exons. NCBI's taxonomy places the organism in Eukaryota, Metazoa, Mollusca, Bivalvia, Pectinida, Pectinidae. The record is from RefSeq and is a predicted model, not a curated record. Gene Ontology annotation, biological process: mRNA splicing, via spliceosome. The coding region runs from base 42 to 998 and encodes 318 amino acids. Gene Ontology annotation, cellular component: precatalytic spliceosome; U12-type spliceosomal complex. Gene Ontology annotation, molecular function: mRNA binding; snRNA binding.